Molecule: messenger RNA, 2916 nt
Organism: Paraglomus brasilianum
Lineage: Eukaryota; Fungi; Glomeromycota; Glomeromycetes; Paraglomerales; Paraglomeraceae
Source: the annotation of a GenBank genome assembly
AUGACUGGUAGACUCGUGUGUGGUGGAAACUACGAAGUGAUAGAGCGGAUAGGUGAGGGGUCUUUUGGUGAGGUAUUCAAGGCUGCUCACAAAGUAACUGGCGUCCAGUACGCCAUAAAGCGAGAAUUGGAUGACCCUCUUUAUGUGCCUCAGUUGGAACACGAAGUCUCUGUGAUUCGGCGUCUCGAAGGCAACGACUUUGCCCCAAGAUGCCAUUGGUACGGCGUAGAAGGUGACUACCAUGCUGCAGUGCUUGAUUUACUAGGCCCAAACUUGAAGAGUGUUAAGAUGACUUUUCAUCAUCUCCCUCAUCGCUUUGUAAUCGAUCUGGCUCUUCAGAUGAUUGAAAUCAUAGAAACAGUUCACUCGUAUGGCAUAGUGUAUCGGGACAUAAAACCUGAUAAUUUCCUUCUAGAACCAACUUUCUCUCUUCCAAAGCGGCAAAUAAAUGCUGAAGCUUCUGACGACGAAGAUGCGUUUCUCAAAGACGUCCCAGACUGCUCUUACCUUUUCAAAUCGGGCCAUAAAGUAUACCUAGUAGAUUAUGGUCUGACUGACGAUUGGCGAGACAAGGAGACUGGCAAGCAUAGACCAAUAGGGCAUACUCCGCACAAGGCAGGCACUGCAAGAUACUCUAGUCUCAACAUACACCGGGGAUUCAUACAUUCUCGUCGUGAUGAUAUAGAAGCGUUGGGAUAUGUAUUCGUGGAUCUGAUGAAAUUCAAAUUACCAUGGACAGGAAUACAGGCUAGAACUUCAAAAGAAGGCUGGGCAAAGAUGCUGGAAAUGAAAACUGGCACUUCACUUGAAGAACUGUGUGAAGGAUGUCCACGUGCUUUUAUGAAUUACAUCGAGUAUGCGCGAAGCCUCCGCUACGACGAAGAACCAAACUAUUCUUACUUGCGCAAGCUGAUCUCAUCUGCGUAUGGCAAUGGUCCAGAAGCUGAACUUAUCAUCCUUUCCGACAUCCCCCCCGGUUUACGAUCUCGUUCGUUAUCUCCAAUCCAUGGUUCUCCCAGCCCAACUAAACCACGCUUUGCUCGAGCACCCGAAGACUAUCGUCUCCUUUCGCCUCCGCCCUCACCUGGCUCCAAGCGUGGCAACCAGUUCCGUCCUCGAUUUGUGUAUGACAAGUGUGCAGAUGGGUCUAGGUCUCGAUCUAAUUCUAUGACUAUCACGCCUACCGGUAUACUGCCACCGAGGUCAAAAGCAUUGUCUCCACAGAGAACGUAUUCAUUACCAUAUAGCGAGUCUGGAAAUGUAGAUGCAUUCCCAACGAACGGUAACCAUCCGAACGGACGCGAGAAUGAACGUCGCACGAAACGGCCCGACGCUUAUGUACCACCACACAGAGAGCAUAACAAUAGACAAGCUGGAUUGAAUAUUGUAUGGCGGAAGAAAGAUGUAGUAAAGUGGGAGGAUAUAUGCGAGAAAGCAGCAGCUGAUUGGCGAGGUGGACAUUCUCACGGUGACAAACCUAAUAAAGCGAGGAAACCUCUGCAUAUGGGUAGAGCUAAUGGAUCGUUUGCCGAUGGUUUGAUCAAUAGAAAGGGUGUGUUAAAGCGGGAGAAUAUAAGCGAGGAAGCCAAUGCUAAACGGAAGGAUGAACACGCUGGAAAAGUGGAUAAAUUUGACCACGUUAACCGAGAUAAUAACGAAACCACUAAUAGCAGCAUCCGCAUUCAAGAGAGAGGCCCACGAACUCCAUUGCCCGGCCACCUUUAUGAACAUCAUGAUCCGUUCAAAGGCUUUGAUGGUGAACAGGGGUCGAACGGAUGGAUAAAUGAUGUAGAAGAUGAAGGCCAGCUGCUGGAAGAGGUUGCAACUUGGGGUAAUGGCAAAGUGAAAAUUCCCUGGAUAGAUUCUCGAAAUCCCCACCAUCGGUUUGAUCAUCCUCAGCAUGCAGAAUCUCAAAAAUUCCACACGAUGCCAUCUGGAAACAGAGAAUUCUUCUCUCGCCGGCCGUCUGUUCCCUCUCCAUUGUCUAUUCCACCGGCGACUUCGAAUCAAGCUGUUCAAUCAGCCCGGGAUUAUUCUUCAGCGCGAGGAGGGAACUCUGAAGAGAACCAAACUCUGACACCUCGUCGCAGCUCCCCAAACAUCCGUGAGGCAUCAUUGGCUGCAAGACUUUUCAAACGCAGUGUUCCAAACCUUCGCGAAGCUGUCUCGAAAACGGCGGUCAUUCCACCACCAUCGGCAACCAUCCAACGUACAAUGGCUCAUCGACAAGAAUUCACCCCACAGUCUCUACCGUUACCGCAGAGUGCUAAAAGGAUCUCACCACCUAAUAGUUAUAAUUCUCGACCUCACGGUGGAAGAGAAUUAUCGCCCGUAAACGAUCAGAAGGGCACGGCGAAUUGUGAAACGAGAUAUUCGCCGCAGGACGCUAGGUAUACGCCGCAGGAUGCGCGAUACAGCUCUCAGGACGUACGAAAUCCGUUCCAAAGUCUGCGUUACACACAAGAUGCACGACAUUCGAACGGGAACUAUUAUGGGCAUAAUAGAGAUAAUCGCAGACGUGACAGAGCAUAUACAAUAGGUCACGCAAUGUCGGGAAAGAAAUCAUCUCAUCCACAAAUACCGAAUUUCAACCCUAGCCCUUCUUUACCUGCGCAAGUCCCACCUCAACCAGUACGGCGUCAAAGUCAUCAGUUUACGAGAGAACGAUCACACACGUUUACUUCAUUUACCGAAAAGAUAAAUCAGUUAAACAAUCGAGUUAACCCGACCACGCCAACCACACCGAAAACACCUAAAGCAAGUCCUGCGGUCAUGACGCAACAUGUUCACUUGCAAACACGAGAAAGAUCAAACACGUUCACAUCAUCUCGUGGAACAGAAUUUUCUCGUACUGGACGGCAUCGCCCUCCGCCGUUACAGCAUAUUCAAUCCAAUUACACGCGAAACGGGGGAUAA